ACACCACUCUCAAAGAGACAAUGCAAAGUAGGGUGGAGGAAGAGUCCCAAAUACUUAGAGAUGGCCAGAAAAGCAAGAGAAAGGGCCAUGAGAGUAGUGGGAGCAGCCCAUCAACAACUGAACCCCUCCCGGCUGAUGGGUCUUCUGCUAGUCUUGUACAGAAACCUGUACCCCUGAAGAGAAGUCUCGCGUCUGAGACCUCUGAUGACCCCUUAAGUAAGCGGGCACGCACGUGUUCUAGGUGCUCCCCGCCAAGCAAGGUCACGUGUGGCAUCCCAGUGCCCAAGCGCAAUGCAAUCACAAGUUCCUACAGCUCCACUGGAGGCAUCUCCCAGCUGUGGAAGAGGAGGGGACACACCUCACCCCUCUUCUCUGGACCAGCUUCCUCUCACUGCCAGCAGCCAGAGUCCCAUGGAGAAAGGGCUACAGAUGACACCACAAGGAAGGAACACAAGUCUUCCAUGUCACUACCCACACCUGGCAGCUCUGGGAGCAGGAAACGCAAGCGGCGUGGGGACCCACUGACCUGCCCUUUACCUCCCCUGCUUGCCUAUCCUAUCACUCCUGAAGUCCAUAGAGAGAAGAAGGCCAGAUUUGAGUGGUUUAGCAAGGCUCUGGAGGACAAGACUCUUGUGGCCUCUAACUGUGUCACUAAGGAGCCUUGCCUCACUUUCACAAUGCCUGCAGCAGGGCCAGCUUCCUUGUCAUCCUCGCUCCCCACACCUGCACAAGGCCCAGGUGCUACCCCGCUGCUGGCCAGUCCGAAGACCGUGGAGAUCCCUGACUGCACACCGUCCUUACCAGGACCUGCUGAUGUAGUUAGCACUACAACCCCUGCACCAGGCCCAGGUGCUAGCCCACUGCUGGUCAGCCCAAAGACCAUGCCGAACCCUGACUGUGCACUAUCGUUACCAGGACCUGAUGAUGUAGUUAAUACUGCAACCCCUGCACCUGCCAAGCCACCCAGCCACACAUUGACCCUGCCUGCAGCAGGGCCAGCUUCCUUGCCAGCCUCCCUCCCCACCCCUGCCCCAGACCCAAGUGCUAGCCCACUUCUGGCCAGUCCGAAGACCGUGGAGAUACCUCACUGCACACCAUCCUUACCAGGACCGGCUGAUGUAGUUAAUACUGCAACCCCUGCACCUGCCAAGCCACCCAGCCACACAUCGACCCUGCCUGCAGCAGGCCCAGCUUCCUUGCCAGCCUCCCUCCCCACUCCUGCCCCAGACCCAGGUGCUAGCCCACUUCUGGCCAGUCCGAAGACCGUGGAGAUCCCUGACUGCACACCAUCCUUACCAGGACCGGCUGAUGUAGUUAGCACUACAACCCCUGCACCAGGCCCAGGUGCUACUCCAGUGCUGGCCAGCCCAAAGACCAUGCUGAACCCUGACUGCACACCAUCCUUACAAGGACCUGCCGAUGGAGUUAGCACUGGAACUCCUGCACCUGCCAAGCGACCCGGCCACAGAUUGACCCUGACCGCAGAAAGGCCAGUUUCCUUGCCAGCCUCCAUCCCCACCUCAGGCCUAAGCACUAUCCCACUGGUUGGACACUUGAAAAAGGUGCAGAAUCUACAGGCCCCACCAUCCUUUCCAGUGGCGGUUGGUGUGGUUACUACUGUAGCUCCCGCACCUCCAAAGGCAACUGGUCUUCCAGCUGUUCUUAGUCCGUCACAUUCAGUGACCUUUGCAGGAACAUCUUCAGCAGCUUCUGUGGGGAGGGCACCUACUUCCUCCCCAGUUGUACCUAUGGAUACAUCAUCCCCUCCACCCCUUCAAGCUUCAGUUUCAGUCAAAUUACAAGGCCCCCCUAUAUUUUCAGCAACUUCUGUGGGGAGGGCACCUACUUUAUCCCCAGUUGUACCCAUGGAUACGUCAUCCCCUCCAUGCCCUCAAGUUGCAGUAUCAUCCAAACUACAAGGUCUCCUCUGGCCUGCCCCACUCAAAACCCAAAGGCCCUUGGCAUCAUGCCUACCAACCAUUCCUCCCCUACUGGUCCUGGCCGGACCUCUGCCACUUCCAUGA
Molecule: messenger RNA, 2024 nt
Organism: Castor canadensis (American beaver)
Lineage: Eukaryota; Metazoa; Chordata; Mammalia; Rodentia; Castoridae
Source: RefSeq, a predicted model, not a curated record